AUGGGCUCCAAGGGCUGCAAGGGCUUUGGGCUUUUUGGACCAAGCACCCCCUGCAAGGACCGCAGCCACCUGACAUGUCUCCAAGACAAAAAGCCUCAGAUCACCGAAACAUGGGUGCCUGUGCUGCAAGCGUCGCUAGUGCUUCUCGGAUUGACGGCUGGAAGUGGGGUGUCUUUGGAUGGCUUUGGGAUGGAGAGAAUGCGAUGCGUCAACAAGACCGCUGAUCUCACCACCGGGACAAGUGUUCUACCAUGCCAGGGCAGCGCAUCUGUGGGGGAGAUUGAAAUCGUGCCCCCGGAGUCAAGAGCAGGGCGCGUUCCUGGUGUGGCAGUAUCCCUGGAGGCUUUGGCGGUGACUGGAAAGACUGGCAGUCCGUCGCCUGUAUUGGAGGCUGUGCUGGCUGGUCGGAAAAUGGACUUGGAUCGUGCUCAGGCGAUUGCCCAAGAUAUCGGCAAGCCAGAGUACUCACUGGCGCAGUACUAUCAGGACCUUCUCACGACCUUCCCGGAACUUCACUUGUUCAGCCUCGAAGGGCUGUCCGUGGAAGCCACGGAUGAUAGUCCGGAGGGCUUGACAACGGGCGGACGCGCAGCGGGCGACGAAUUCCAACGGACCAUGGGCGCAUUCUUCGCGAUCUAUUGGCUGUUUCGUUUGCCGCUGGAUGGGAAGCACGGCUUCUGUCGUGGGGUGGACGAAUCCUGGAAGCCCGUGGAGUCGCGUGAAGGCGACAGCGACAAAGUGGCAGCCUUCUUUGAAGAUGAUGAGAUUUGGAAACACUUCCAAGACUUGAUGUUGGAUGCAGGUCUGAUGGUGAAACAGGGCGGAGCGAUGCGCGUGGACAAAGAGUCCACUUUAGCACUUCUGGUGCUAACCGCACUGCACGACAUCAUGAAGAUCAAUGCUCUCCUUCCGACGGUGCAAAAGGCCGAUGCGCCCUACCGAGGUUACCUUGAAGCGGAGGUAAUUGCUGACCAUGAUUUGGCAGUCUUCUACAUCAUGGAGCAGCACACCCACAUCCUGCCUUCGCUCUGCCAGCUGCCUCCAGCCAUGCAGCAGGUGGUGCAGACCGUUCUCAGCGGAUUGGCCUUCAAUAAUGGAUGGUUUGUUCAGGCAGAAGCUCCACCAGGAGCUGUUUUCCUUGGCAUUAAGGCCGCCAUCAUGAGGAAUGGGUCGGAGCGGCGUGUGAGCCGCCGUGACCUGAGCCUCUACUUCGUGCAUUGGCUCACGGAUUUGGCUGGAGCGGAGCCAACCCCACUCUGCGGAUGCAACAAAUUGACCUCGCAGUUGCCCAUGCCCGUCCUGAAGAGUUUUAUGAAGUCUGUGAGGUACAUUCAGCAGCUGGCGGAUCGUAGCGAGACGGAGGUCAUGGAGAGCUACCUGAAGGACCGAUGGAAAGAUCAUCGCCCCUCGAUGGGCACCCUGGAGGCGGGACCGCACGCCCUGGCCAAAGCCAGGUUAUUGUGCAUGGCUCAAGGCAAUGCGAAGGUCGUACUGGAUGCCUUUGAGAAACUGUCUCCUGAGGACCAGGAGGUUCUGAGUGUGGAGAUGGCACGCACCGGUGCCGAGAGACAAAGUUUCAGCAAGGGCUUUGUGCCCGAUUCUGUAAGACAAGAGCUGGUGGGGCCAGCAUUUCUGGUCUACUACGGGCCUGCAUUCUUGCAGAGGAUGGGAACAGAUAGCCCGUUGCGUCGUUUGGAGAUUUUGGCCGAGAUCUACCGUUGCGCCCGGAAGUUGUGGCCAGCGCGCACUGCAGAAGCGGGUGACUGUGUGACAGUGCGAAUUGAUGCGAUCACCAUCCAGGGACAAUGGAGCAGUGCAGAUCCUGAAGUGCUGUUAUUGAGGAUGUGUAGCAGCAAGCAGGCGUGCCUCGAACGGCGUCCGGAGGAUGCGAAAAAGAACCGCGAGGACAACGCCGUGAUCCUCUUCGACAGCGAGCCGCCCACCUUUUUGCCUCAAGCACCCGAGCUGUGCUCCCAGGAGGAGUUGAUCCGCCGAAUCAGCCAUGAGAUGCUGACCAAUGGGCAAUGGUAUCGCAAAGUGGCCUUUGCCUUUCUUCGUCCUGCGAAGCCAGGCGAGGUGAUCACCACCAUGGUCAACGGAAAAGAAGAGACGCGGAACAUUGCACAGGAAAGCGACUUCGUAGUGCAAGCCAACACCAAGUGGAAGGAGAACUACAUCUUGUCCAAAACUCGUGCGUCUGAGGCAUAUGACUUGACGAACCCUAUGGAAAUCCCGAGUGGUCGUCCUGAUGCUUCACAACUCAGCGCUGAAGGUUUCUGCUGCUACAGGUCGCGUACUCGGAUCAAGGCCUUGAAAGCCACUGACGAGCUUCUUCGCAGGCAUUGCCCGUUCAAGCGCUUCAUGGCCAAAUGGGGCACUCCUUGUGUGGUGCAAGUGGAUGAUAUGUUGGCAGCACAGGUCGCUGGAGACACGGUCACAGAGAUCUACAGGAUUGAGAAGACCGUCUUCCGGGAGACCUUUGUUCCCGACCUCGCCAGUGAAAAGUGA
This is a messenger RNA of Cladocopium goreaui, 2508 nucleotides long. Lineage: Eukaryota; Dinophyceae; Suessiales; Symbiodiniaceae. The record is from the annotation of a GenBank genome assembly.